Messenger RNA from Cydia pomonella (codling moth), 1663 nucleotides. RefSeq lists its product as uncharacterized. The record is from RefSeq and is a predicted model, not a curated record. The transcript is spliced from 2 exons. Bases 558 to 1490 code for a protein of 310 amino acids. NCBI's taxonomy places the organism in Eukaryota, Metazoa, Arthropoda, Insecta, Lepidoptera, Tortricidae.
UGGCAUUUUUUUAAAUUGUGGAAUAAUGGAUGGAAUAAUUUAUGGUAAGCUGGUAAAAAACAAUUUUAUUAAUACAUUACAUUAAUGUGGGUGCUGCUAUGUCAUGUUUAAACCCUUUGUCAUAUCAAUGAAUUUUCACUUUGUAUUAAAAUAACAUGUGGUAUUUGUCAGUACAUGGUGAACAAAAACACUAUGAGGAAACUGGGCUGAUCAAAACAAUGCCUAGUUUCCUCCAGUUAAAAAAAUGUGUGCCUAUGCCAAUACUUAAUGUUAUAUUGCCCAGCAGACCCCAGGCUCCAUAAGUGAGCUACAGCAAAUACUGGGGAACAUUUGGAAGAUUAUGACAACUGUUAAAUAUAAAUGUUUAAUGUUUUCUAAUAUUUUUACAGUUUGAAGAAGAUUUGGAAAAUUAUGGACAAUGGAUCUCUGGUGCAAAGCCAAGACUGAAAAUAAAUGCCAUACUUAAGAAUUUUUCAAAAAAACCAUUAAGUGCAAUCAAUAAGAAUAUUGAAGAUCUUAAUCGGCCAUCAACUUCAAGUGCUGCUGACAAUGCUGGCAUGCAGGUCUCUGACAGUAUAGAUGCAGCUAUACAGUGUGAUAAAAGAAUAGGUGUUUCAAACAAGUUUGUUUUGGCCCAGCCGAAGACUCAAACCAUAGCUACUCAAUUUCGUGGGCGAAAAAUAAAAGAAAGUGCGAUGCCAUCACGAAUGAUGCAACUACCGAACACUGAGAAGAGUCCCAAUCAAUCACCAUCUUUGUUUGGGACAUCCAACUUCGACUCGUCUUCGAGUGCUCAACAAGAGGAUAUUGAAAAACGUGGCAGGGAGCACCUACUAAAAAUUAUUACUAACAAACCCAAAAUGUUUUUAGGUCUGCCAAAAAGCUUUUGGUGGAUUAUUAAUUUCAUUGCCCAGGAGUGCUCUUGUUUGGCAUUUCAUAUUAUCAUAUGUCUAUUUAAAUUAAAAAACAAUGACUCUUUUGCUAGGAUGAGUGAAGAAUUUCAAAUGGCCAGGUCAACCAUACGUUUAGUGUUUGAAAAGAACGUCGUAGUUUUGUCCACAUACUUUCAAAAUUGUAUAUAUUUACCACCACUAUCAGAAAAAAAAAAAAAAUUACCAUUAGCAUUUAAAAUCAGAUAUUCGAAUGUACAGUGUAUUAUAGACUGUUUCGAGAUUCAAAUAGAAAAACCCAGCGAUCCAGAGAAGCAGGCGCAGACUUGGUCGCAGUACAAAUCAUGCAACACGAUGAAAUAUUUGAUUGGCUGCACACCCGCUGGAUACAUUUCAUUCAUCUCACAGGGUUAUGGGGGACGUACAUCUGAUAAAGCCAUCACGGAGAACAGUGGCUUUGUUGAUGUACUUCCCCUAAAUGCAGUAAUCAUGGCCGAUCGUGGUUUUAAGGAGAUUGAAUCACUCUUCAUCACAAAAAAUGGAAAACUCUUAAGACCUCCUAGUGUCUUCGCCAAUCAAAAAAUGACAAAAAAGACGUAAUUAAAACUAAGGUGAUUGCUAGUUUGAGGGUGCACGUUGAGCGUGUGAUUAGGAGAUUACGGGAAUUCCAUAUGUUAAAACCCCACUCUGUGGUUAAUAACAAACAUUUAAAAUAUUUGGACGACCUGGUCAUUAUAGCUUGCGGAUUAAGUAAUCUUCAGAUUCCAAUAAUA